Molecule: messenger RNA, 930 nt
Organism: Drosophila sechellia
Lineage: Eukaryota; Metazoa; Arthropoda; Insecta; Diptera; Drosophilidae
Product: coiled-coil domain-containing protein 25
Exons: 1
Coding region: 98-727 (209 amino acids)
Source: RefSeq, a predicted model, not a curated record
UCGUCUGGUCACACUGAACCAGAGGUGGACCUGAACCAAGCCUCCUAAGAAAUCAUAUUUUAUUCCAUUUGCAGUUCAUCCUCUGGAAUCUGUCGCAAUGGUGUUCUACUUCAAGAGCAAUGUGGUCCAGCCGCCGGCGAUGCUUUACAUGGGUCGCGACAAGCACGAAAACGAGGAGCUCAUCAGAUGGGGCUGGCCGGAGGACGUGUGGUUCCAUGUCCACGACCUGUCCUCGGCUCACGUGUAUUUGCGGCUACGAAAGGGCCAGACAAUCGACGACAUACCCACCGAUGUGCUGGUGGACGCCGCUCAGUUGUGCAAGGCGAACAGCAUUCAGGGUAACAAGGUGAACAACCUGGAGGUGGUGUACACCAUGUGGGAGAACCUGAAGAAGACCCCGGACAUGGAGCCCGGCCAGGUGUCCUACCACAACGAGAAGGCGGUGCGUCGCAUCCGACUGGAAAAGCGCAUCAAUGAGAUUAUCAAUCGCCUGAACAGGACCAAGACGGAGGAGGAGCACCCCGAUUUCCGGGCACUGCGCGAGGCGCGGGAUGCGGCCGAGCGGCAGGAUCAAAAGAAGCUGCAGCGAGAGCGGCGCGAGCAGGAGAAGGAGGCUGCCAAGCAACGGGAGCUGGAGGCGGAGCUGCGAAGCUAUGCGUCCCUCCAGAAGUCGGAGAACAUGCGCACCAACUACGAUGCGGGCAACGAGUCGGAUGACUUCAUGUAGUCGCCGGGGCGGCAGGACCAAGUCCUGGUGCACCCUCGCAUUUACCCAAAACAUCCUUCGCCUUCCUCUACUUUUCCUACUCUAUCAAUCGCACAUCGUUUAGUAAAUGCCACAUUUUUGGUUCUUUAGAACCUGUCCGGCAGGCAUUGCCAAAGAAUUGAAUUGUGAGAAAAAAUAAAUAUAGAUUGUAAAUAUCAACAAGA